Molecule: messenger RNA, 1648 nt
Organism: Sclerotinia trifoliorum
Lineage: Eukaryota; Fungi; Ascomycota; Leotiomycetes; Helotiales; Sclerotiniaceae
Source: the annotation of a GenBank genome assembly
AAAAUUAAAAAAUAUUUGAAUUUAGUUAUUUUUAAUAUUUAUUAAAAAAAACUUGAUAUUUAAUAAUCUAUAUAUAAAUUUUUAUUUUUUUUAUUUUAAUACGAUUAAUAAAUAUACUUAAAGAACGCCUGCUUAGUCAACCGCGCUAGCUAGCAUUUUCUGCAUCUGUUUGCCUUUUCCACUAUCGACAUCAAUAUCACGCCAAAAUUUCAAUCCGGAUCUAUUAUAGAAUUAUCAAACAUCAUAAAAGGAUAUGACUUUAAGAAGACAAAAUAUACCAUCUCCAAAUUCAUAAUGCUAGAUCAGUAUCUCUCGCGAGAAAGCAGACGCGACCAGAACAGGUCUCCGGAGGACAAGAGAAUAUAUUCUCGCAAAUUUGACCUUCAUCAGUACUUUUCCCCUGCAAGCAGAAAUACAAAAAGAUUCAUCUAUUAUGAUAGAUUGAAGAAGGUAUCCAUGGUUCAUGAUGCCAACACCAUAUCCGGAGACCCAAAGACUUUGGUUGUUGCGGUACGUGGAGCUUGUCCGCAUGACGGGAGUGAUUUGGCAACGGAAUCUUCUUUGGGUAUCUUUUUUGGAGAAGGCUCAUUAUUCAAUUUGUAUGACAGGAUUGGAAGGUCUAUAGGGGAACUUCACACCAGCAAUUAUGCGGAACUUAUGGCGGUUUUUCGCGCUUUGGAGCUCAUUAAGGAUAGCUCAUUUUUUGAUGUUUGGAGGGCUGAUGCUGAAAAUGGAGUGUAUUCUACGGCUAUAAUCAUGACAGACUCGGUAUAUGUGUACGAGAGUCUCACGGCAUUGAUUUGGCAGUUGCGCCAAAACAAUUUUCGGGAUGAAAUGGGCAAACCUAUGGUUAAUGGCGAGUUGAUAGACAGAAUCGAUAAGACUAUUUUCGAUCUCACAGAGAGGAAUAUUUGCGUUCGUUUUUGGAGUGUUCCACGAGAGGAUAAUGCGGAAGCUGUCGAGUUAGCAAAUCGGGCUUUGAUACCUGGACCUUAGGUCGUCAAUCAAAUUGCUACGCCGUAUAUACACACGCCAAUACUUUAAAGCAGAAAUUUAAAGUGCUGCGCUGGUAUGGUUUGGACUUCACCAUUCAACAGGCGAAAAUUACGCAGCUUUUCAUUGACCUCGUUCAAUCUGUGGUACUGGCCGGACAGAACAGCAGGGAGAAUUUCGAAAUGCUUCUACCUCCAGAUUAUUUUGAUGGAUAUAUAAAGCAUGGGAAUUUCUUCACAUGGCCCUUUAUCUCGUCCUGUAAAAUAAGGCUAGUCCUUAAGUAUUCAGCGAAUGGGAACCAAUACGUACAGCCAUGUACCAAUUUGAAGGCUUGCGCAAGAGAUUUCACAGCGGAGAGUGUGUUCUCUUUCAGAGUCAUUAAAAGAUAUAACUCAUUCCAAUAAGGAGACAAUCAAUUCGCUUUUAAGCAUCAUGAAGGGCAUGAAGAAGUCCAUGAGUGUCAAUAAGCCGCCGUGCUUCCAAAUUGAACAUGUCGAUAUAUUGUAAAAGAGAGAAGUCGAGAUACGUGCGUCCCGAUAGCACACUGUGAGGGGGUAUAGGAGGAGAAGGCUGAGUGGAUAUAUUGUAACUAGUUAUUUAUAGAGGAAUGGGUUUCACAAUGACUUUGGGGUUAUUAUAAUAAGUCUAGUACCCU